Molecule: messenger RNA, 1354 nt
Organism: Acipenser ruthenus (sterlet)
Lineage: Eukaryota; Metazoa; Chordata; Actinopteri; Acipenseriformes; Acipenseridae
Product: spindle and kinetochore-associated protein 2-like
Exons: 8
Coding region: 16-951 (311 amino acids)
Biological process (GO): chromosome segregation; cell division; mitotic cell cycle
Cellular component (GO): outer kinetochore; spindle microtubule
Molecular function (GO): microtubule binding
Source: RefSeq, a predicted model, not a curated record
CCAAUCGAAGAACAAAUGAAUUGUUCGCCAAUCACAGAUCAGAAUCCCGUUUUUACGAGUCCACUGUUUUCAGCGUCCAUUCAAAAGCAAUUUUUUUUCCCCCUCACCAAUCCGGCGCCACACUUUCUGACAGCUGCCCAAUCAGAAUUGUCGUUACACGAAGAUCGGGCUUUGUAUUUACGCGUCUGCCUGAGGAAUGUAAACUAUUCAACAUGGAGACAGCAGUCAAUAAGCUGGAGGCGAUGUCGCUGGAUUGCACCAAUAGCAGAAUGUAAAAAUGAAAACUUCCAGCAGGCCGAGUCAGACCUGCAGUACAUGGAGCACAAGCUGGAGUUCGAGUUCAUGAGCAGCCUACCGGAGAACAGUGCUGUGGAGGAGAACCCGGUGAAGCUGCUGGAGAACCUGUCUGCGAUCAAGGCCCGGCACAAAGCCCUGGUCACGCAGGUGGAGCAGAUCGCUCUGGAGCAGAAACAGUCGAUGGAGGCAAUCCGAGAGCAGCUGAGCUCCACCGUGCACAUCGUGCAGCAGCUGCAGCAGAGCACUGAUAUCGAGGUACCCCCCCUGACAGAGGAGGAGCAAGCAGCCAUGCAGGAGCAGUGCUCAGCUUUACUAGGCAGCACCACACAGGAGACGGCGUCCUGCUCUGAACCGGCGGCAGUCACACAGCAACCACAAUUACCUGCAGAGCCGCAGUUUGAGCCGGUCAGCGAGGAGGCUCUGGACUUGGUGCCGCGCGGCGUGCGCUCCAACAUCAAGCUGGCAGAGCUCAAUGCACUCUACAGGCAGCUCUACCAGUACUUCAGUAAAAGGAGGGACAGUGCUGCCCUGAGUGUGCUACAGAUGAACAAAAUGAACAUGAAGCCGAGUGAUACCAAGCUGAAGAUCCUGAAGCAUCUGUCCCUCAUCGAGCUGGACAGAAAGGGGCAUGUCCGCCUAGCACCCAGACUCUGAGGGGGCAGCCUGCAGCCUGAACUGUCACCUGACCUGGACUGACAGCACACAUCAAAUAUCUUCAUAAAACCUGAUAGGGGCCAAGCAGCAGCUUCCACCUUGAUAAGCUCUGAAACUGUUUUCUGUCUUUUUAAGGGUGAGGUAGUUUUUAUUUCUCAGAGGUCUAAUAUGUAGAAAUGAAGAGAAUCUGGAAGGAUGAUCAUUCCUGGAAAGCAAUGCAGCUGGUUGGCUGUGUAUCCCACAGCCCUUGAAUAUCGGAGCGGACUUGGGGUGAAACCCAUUUGCACUGUAUUCUAUUUUGUAUUGGUUUUUUAUUUGUUAAUAGUUAUAUAAAUUAUUGUGUUUGUAAUGGAUCAUGAUUUUAAAUGUAUGUAAAGAUAAAUACAUAACCUUUUUGCAGAAA